Schistosoma margrebowiei is the source of this 3376-nucleotide messenger RNA. Lineage: Eukaryota; Metazoa; Platyhelminthes; Trematoda; Strigeidida; Schistosomatidae. The record is from the annotation of a GenBank genome assembly.
AUUUGUAGUGGGAACUAAUUUGAAUUAUUGUGGUGAUCCUGAGGAUCUGGAAAAAACAGCAACCAAAAUAUCAUAAUUUUGUACAAUAUCUCACAAAUCAUAUUGGUGGAUUUUGCAAAAGAACAAUCAAGAAGAAAUAGAUUUUACUUUAUAUUUCUUGCAAUAUGGAGAAUGAGAAAGGAAAUAGUUAACUAGCAAUAAACGAAAGAAAAAAAGGAUCAUUGGUUGUAUUCAUCAUUAAAAUGCCCAUUAUAUCAAAUCAUCAUCAUCAUCAUCAUCAUCAAUAUUACCAAUAGAGAAAGGACUCAUAUAAAAAUUUGUUAAUAUAAAUCAAAAUUGAAACAUUCAUAACAAAAUAUCUUGAAUUCUUUUGUGAAAUUGAUAUUACUCAAGAGAAUAACUCAUGUUGCCUAUUUUGAUAAUCAGUUGGAUAGUAUUUUCUUUCAGUCAUAUUUGUAUUCAUUCAAAUAAUUUAAAUCCUCAUUCUGAUUUAAAUCAAAAACAUUAUAUUGAAGAAAAAGAUUCAAAUAUUAAAGUCAUUUAUGAAGCGACAAGAUCUGUAUGUUAUAAUAAAGGUCAAGCAAUUGAAUGUUCUCCACCAUUUACAAAUAUUGCUGAAAGUGUUGAUAUUAAAGCAACUUCAACAUGUGGUCAGUUUGAUCAGUCAGAAGAAAUAUGUAAAUAUGUAAUGGGACAUGAAAAAUGUGAAACAUGUGGUAAAGGUGAGAAAUUUGGAACACACUUAUUAACUGAUAGACAUCAAAUGAAUAAUGAAACAUGUUGGAUUUCAGGAUCUGUUUUACCAGGUGACACAGUAAAUCUAACUUUAUCACUAGGUAAACGUUUUGAAGUUUACUAUAUUUCUUUACAACCUUGUGGUCAAUUGCCUGAUUCAAUUGCUUUAUAUAAGUCAUCUGAUUUUGGUGUAACAUGGAAACCAUGGCAAUAUUUCUCGACUGAUUGCUAUCGAGCAUUUCAUUUACCUACAAGUAAUGAGCAUAAUGCACAAAUCUCUUUAGCAAACAUACAAGAAGUUUUAUGCGUUGCUUUAAAAUCACAAGAUGUACAUGACAAUUCAGGACGAUCAUCGAAUGUUAUCGCAUUUAGUACAACUAUUGGACGACCAUCAAUGCAACCAUGGAGUUCAGCACUGAUCGACUGGAUGACUAUGACGGAUUUAAGAAUAAGUCUUAUGCGAUUUCCGGAAUAUCGAGAUGAAGUUCAAUAUGAUUCAAAUGGACUAUUUUUAAACCCAAGUUUACUAAAACAAACAAACGUAUUUCGUGUUAGUGGCAAUACUGGUAUUGGCGGUUAUGGCACAAAUCCUGUCUUGUCCGAGGCAGGUACACUGGAUAUGUCACAACAUCUAUAUCAGUCUGAUAUGCACUAUUCAAAAACACCUAAGAUUAAAACACCUGUUCACUUUUCUUUCUCUGAUUUAUCUAUCGGUGGUCGGUGUAAGUGUAAUGGACACGCUAACCGUUGUGUCAGAGAUCGAAUAGUUGGAACAGCAAUAACAACAGAUAAUAAUGGUCAGACGAAAUCUCAGUGGGGGCCCCUUAGAUGUGAUUGCCAACAUAAUACAGAAGGAACUGAUUGUGAACGUUGUUCACCUGGUUAUUUAGAUAGACCGUGGGCAAGAGGUACUUCUGAAUCAGCUAAUGAGUGUAAACCUUGUCAAUGCGGUAAUCAUACUAAUCAAUGUAUCUUCAGCGUAAAAGCUUUCAAGCGUUCCGGUGGUAUAACCGGUGGUAUAUGCUUGGCAUGUCAACAUAAUACAGAAGGUUCAAACUGUGAUCAGUGCAUAACUGGAUAUUACCGUGAUCCUAAUCUAACCAUUGGAAAUGAGCAUGCAUGUCGAGAAUGUCGAUGCCAUCCGAUUGGAUCGAUCGCUAACCAACAUUGUGAUCGUAAAACUGGUCAAUGUCCAUGUAAACCAGGAGUUGUUGGACAAGCAUGUAAUCGUUGCCAAGAGGGUUAUAAACAGACACGUUUACCUGAUGCACCAUGUAAUAAAGCUAUGGAACAUUACGCGCAUAGAAGAAAAGACAAUGAUCAAACAUCUCAUUCAACCAAAUCCCAAUUGUCUAAACCAGAGACUGAUAUCAAUUGUCCUCCAUGUGAAAGAAGUAAAAAAAGAAUACGAUUUAAGAAGUUUUGUCGUUGUGAAGCUGUUUUUCGUGGCAUAGUCAAAUCUCGAACAAUUCAUGGAGAUUUAAUGCGUCUUGAAGUCGAUAUUCAAAACACAUGGCGUAUUACUGGAGCAGCUGAACACUUAUUACCUAAAACAGCAUCGCCAAAUCUACCGGCCUAUCGAGUUUGGUUACGCAUAAAAAAUAACUCAGCAGAUAAACGUCAUUCACGAUGUCUAUGUCCAAACCUUCAAGUUGGUCAAUCAUAUUUGUUCAUAACACGUUCGCAUCAGGUCCCAUAUGGUGAUCGAAUGGAGUUAUUACUUGAUACACAUAGUGUAGUAUUAAAAUGGAGGGAAUCAUGGAGAAGACGAUUGUCAAAAUUUGUACGUCGUGCUGCACGUGAAUCAUGUGAUAGUGAAAAAAAUUCAGUUGUUGAUGACGACAAUAUUGAUGAUAGCAAUAAUGAUAAAUUAAAAAGAACUCGUCAAGUACAACGGUUACGUCUAGGUUCUGAUUACUAUUCGUCAAACAAUCAAGUGAAUCAACAUAAUCGAAUACAAUCUCAUACUUCACCUUCAACAUUAUCAUCGAAUUACCAGUUGAAUAGGUUAAGGUCACCCACAAAACUACCAUCUAAUAAAUUAAAAAAACAAAUUAGUCAAUCAUCCAUCAUUUCCGACCCACAUAGUUCUAAAGAGGUUAGUUUAAAUUACCCACAUGAUGAUAAGGAUAAAUUUCAAUAUAUAACCAAUAAAAAUAUGUAUUCAUCAUUUUAUUCAAAUCAAUAAAUUCAGGUCAAAAUAUAAUUACAAGAAAUGAAAUACUAUAUCAUUGGAAACAAUGUUAACUAGUUAAAUGUAGUUAACAAUAUCGAUGUACAGUAUUACUGUUUUGAAUAUAAUUCCCCCUACCCUCCAAAAAAAAUAAAUAAAUAGAAGCAAAACAUCAAAUAAACUACUGAACUAUCAAACGGUGAGCUUUUUUUUAACAAAAACAAACAAACAAACUAUUUCAACCAUAUUUAUUGAUUAGAAGGGAAAAGAAAAAAAGCAAUUUAUUUAUGAAUCAGGUAUAACUAAUAGGCACAAAAUAAAUAAAUAAAUACUUAUUAUAACCUUUAAAUAAUUAACUUGUAGUGAAUUGAGAUUUUCUCAUUUUGAAAAUAAAUUAAUAAUAAUUAUGUAUUUGUGUUGUUGAUAUACAGUUACUAUGUCAUUAUUCAAUUAACUAUUUGUUCUAUU